AUGAGAGCGUUAUGGUCUCAAAUCCCUCGACCAAGAUUGAGCGGCUCUCCCUCUUUCUCGUCAACUGAUUCAAUCGCUUCUGCACUGAUUCGGAAAACCACCACGGCACCCUUGAGAAGACGCCCGACCUUCAACGAUGCCUUUACAAUUUUGUUAGCGCCGGUCCUUGCCGCCGCCCUCAUCGUGGAUACGAGUUGGAAGGCGAAGCAGCGGAGAGACUGGGAUGAGAAGCUUGAAACCAUCAAAGAAGAGAUAGACGAACUCAAGCAACGGGAGAUGCAGGCAUGGCGGUCACUUCAGCUACGGUCCAUUGGAAGCGCGAUAUCCCAGCAGAGGAGAGGCUAUGCAACGGCCGUCCACGUGCAAGAACCACAGGAAGAGACGGAAUUUGAUAUUGACAUGCCGAUGUGGGAGGAUCGAGAAACCAGCCCGUUAAGCCACAAGGAGUCCUCCAAAGAUGUGACAAACCCCAGCGGUGCACAACAGAAGUCAAAACUAUCCGAAGAGCGCAUGUACUCACCCGAAGACAUGGCCAACUUCCACCGGUAUCAUCGCCUGAAUGCGAUAAUGCUCGCCAUCAAGAUGCUUCUUCACCUCCGAAUUGGACCAAGUCCGUUCUUUGAAAUGUUCCCGGAUGACGAUGGGUUAGACAGGACAGAUCUGCAGUUCCCUCAAGAUACCAACCAACUGGUCGACUUGUUGAAAAUGACGCGCAAAGAGAUCCGACCUCUCAAGAAAUGGGACGAUCUCUUCAUUGUUGCGCCACAGAUCGAAGCGCAGGCCAAAAAGGGAGCUCUCACCAAGGACAUAAGGAAGCUGACGCACAGUUUCGACGAAGGCAAAAUCCCACUGACAGACCUGAUCGAUGGAUUUGGAAAGGCACUCAUGCAGUCAGACGAGAUUCCUUCCGUUUGGGCCUAUACUGGACUCAUUCGAAGCCUUUCCAAAAUCGGAAGUUUCAGUCUGGCUUACCAUGUGACGGCUGCGCUGAAGAACAGCACUCUCCCUCUGUCGGAUGAUGCCAUUUUCCAUAUGAUCUUCCAAAUUGGCAAGGCAUGCGACUCGCGGUCACUGAACCAUAUUCUGCAAGUCAUUGCAAGAUCAGACAGGCAGAUGAAUUUAGAGACCAAGUGGGAGAAGGUCUACGCCAACGGAUUGGAUCUCCCGGUCCCAGUGUCGUUACACCCAGGCAUCCUGCAGGUCUUGAUCUAUGCCGCUCUCCGAUGCGAACAGCCAGAGCGAGCCGAAGGCUGGUUGACAUUGCUGCAGGAGGCCGACUACAGCACCAUGUGGAAGGACCAUCUGUUCAGAAGCUUUCUCUCGUACUACAGCUCGCACACCAACUGGGACCGAGGGAAGAUCUGGCUCCGGCGGUCAGUUCAACACGCGUUGUCCAUUGCGACCCAAAACAUGGACGGCCUCGCCCGGGUAAUAUUUCGAAUGCUGGAUCUGUGUGUGCGGUGCCGCAGACUCCCCGAGUAUACCAUGAUCCUCGAUGCGGCAGUCAACGCAGGCAUCACACCACCGAUCGUCGCGAAGAACCGCAACAAUCGGAAACCAUUUCAUGCCCGAGGUCGUAGCAUUCUACUCGAGUGGGAGUCACUGCCAUUUCCAGACGAUGCAAACUCAUUGUCGACCGAGGAGAAAGUGCGAAGAUUUCAAGCAUCGUGUAGACCUCUGAUGGAGGAGAAACCCGGCCAGACCAAUGAGAUCAAAAGACCUUCUCAAGUCGACGACAGCAGUGAACUGGUCCUCAUGCCUGCAACGACGCACUUCCUGCGUUAUUCUGUGCGCCGGAAGCCUAAAGAAGAGCCCGGCAACGCAACGCAGACCCAGACCCAGUUCAGCGACGCCAGUCUCAACGAUAUCAUCAAUCUCCAAGGGAAGAUCGCAACACAGGAUGCUGCCAUUGCCACGCUCAAGGGACAAUUGGCCAUUGCAGAACAGAAGCAGGCCACUUCUCAGCAGCAGGAACAAGAAAGGAUGGCAAGGGAGGAAGAGUUGCAGAAGACCUCCGCCGAGUUGCAGGCUGCUCUGCGGGAAUCAAAGGCCGCGCUGGUACAGUUACAAUCCCAGAACCAGACCUACGCGAAGGAGCACGCCGAGCUUCGCGAGGAGAUAUCCGAUCUGAAAGAGAUGGCUCGACGACUGAUGCAGCAACAGCAGUUGGCAAACGCCGUUCAACGCAGCAUGCAGUCGCAGCUUCAGGAAACCGGUGCCGCAGCGCCCGCGGCACCGGCAUCAAAAUUGUCGUCCGGUCCAACCGCGCCGCCGGAGGAUGCGAAACUCGCAUCUUCUGAAGUCCACGCCCCAGUGGCGAGGCUACCUGCAGGCGAUGCGGUGUCGAAGAAGAAGAGCGGAGCCGCCCCGGGCAAGUCCCUCUACAAUGUCAAGACUCAACCAGUGCAAGUCGGAACGGAUGACGUCGACGUGAAGAUUCGAAUGCACGGCUGUCGCGAGCCGUUCUAUCCUCCCCGUGCGAAGGGAUGGCAUCGAGUCGAUUUUCGGACAUGA
Messenger RNA from Capronia coronata CBS 617.96, 2514 nucleotides. RefSeq lists its product as uncharacterized. Bases 1 to 2514 code for a protein of 837 amino acids. Lineage: Eukaryota; Fungi; Ascomycota; Eurotiomycetes; Chaetothyriales; Herpotrichiellaceae. The transcript has a single exon. The record is from RefSeq and is a predicted model, not a curated record.